Musa acuminata AAA Group (dessert banana) is the source of this 1517-nucleotide messenger RNA. RefSeq lists its product as uncharacterized. Gene Ontology annotation, molecular function: phosphatidylinositol transfer activity. Bases 168 to 1214 code for a protein of 348 amino acids. The transcript has 6 exons. Lineage: Eukaryota; Viridiplantae; Streptophyta; Magnoliopsida; Zingiberales; Musaceae. The record is from RefSeq and is a predicted model, not a curated record.
AUCCAUUGCGUCUUUGUCUCACCAAGUUCCCCGCUGUAGUCUUCCCUCCUCUGUAAUCCUGCACCUGUAACAAGUGAAAGGCCAGGAGGAUCCAUCAUCACAUGAUUCUUUGAGCUCCACAACAGGAAAGCGUUGAUUGCCUCCUACAGUUGGUCAAUUGUGUGAGGAUGAAUAUAGUAAAAUCAAAAGGGAAUGGCAUUGAGAAAUCCUUGUCCAUCGAAGAGCAGAAAGCUAAGAUAAAUGAAGUUCGUGAAAUCUUGGGGCCAAUGGUCAAUAUGCUUCCAAACUUCUGUUCAGAUGCUUCGGUAUCGAGGUAUCUACGUGCAAGAAACUGGAAUGUGGAAAGGGCAAGUAAGAUGCUGAAGGAAUCUCUGAAGUGGAGAUUGGAAUAUAAGCCAGAAACCAUUCGCUGGGAGGAUGUUGCUCAUGAAGCUGAGACUGGAAAAAUCUACAGGGCUGACUACCUUGACAAGAAUGGAAGAGCUGUUCUUGUUAUGAGGCCUGGAUUUCAGAAUACUAGCUCAAGUAAAGGACAAAUCAGAUACCUGGUCUACUGUAUGGAGAAUGCCAUUUUCAAUUUAGCAGCAAAUCAGGAGCAAAUGGUGUGGCUCAUAGAUUUUCAAGGCUGGACUAUGGCAAGUGUAUCAGUAAAAGUGACUCGUGAAACAGCGCAUAUUUUGCAGGACUACUAUCCUGAAAGGCUGGGACUGGGAAUCCUGUAUAAUCCUCCAAGGAUUUUUGAAUCAUUUUGGAAGGUGGUGAAGCCCUUUCUUGAGCAUAAGACAUACAAAAAGGUGAAAUUUGUUUACUCUGAUAACACCGAGAGCCAGAAAAUAAUGACUGACCUCUUCGAAAUGGACAAACUGGAAUCUGCAUUCGGGGGCCAUAAUCCAGCCGGGUUUGAUCUCAACAAGUAUGCUGAAAAGAUGAAAGACGAUGAUCAGAAGAUGUCUGCUUUCAUGGAAUCAGCUUCUUCUGUCUUCUUCCAAGAACAAUCCCAUGUUUCUGUUCUCCAACCAGAGUUCUCAGUAACCGAACAACAGUUAGAAUCCUCAUCUGAUUCAUCUCCCUCAAGUGACGCCGAAUCUCCCAGAAGAGUAGAUACCAAGAUUUCUUCAGCGAACGAGAUGAAAGAACAACUGAACUGCAAGGACACCACAAUUGCUGAAUCAGGGGUUUCACAUCCGCUGAUCCAUAUGAAUGACUUUGCAUAAAUGAUAUAAUGUCUCUUCUUUGUUUAGUGCAGCUGUGUGCAUAAAAUCAGAAUAAAGUAUAUCCUCUGGCAACAGAAUUCUAUUUUCACAAAAUUUCCCAAUAUAAGAGAUUAGGCCAAGCAAUACGAACGGCAGCUUUUGGUUGGUGUGCUGGCAAGUAAAAGGUAAAAUUAUAGGUUGGCAUUAGACCCUAUUUUCCCUUUGUAUUGUGAAUUUUUGAAAAGUUGGCAGAUAAAAACCAUAUCACCAGUAAACAACAUUGCAAUUGAGAUUGAUGAAUAUGCAUGGAUCUCAAUUUACUCA